Molecule: messenger RNA, 1120 nt
Organism: Gadus morhua (Atlantic cod)
Lineage: Eukaryota; Metazoa; Chordata; Actinopteri; Gadiformes; Gadidae
Gene: nudt2
Product: nudix (nucleoside diphosphate linked moiety X)-type motif 2
Exons: 3
Coding region: 139-573 (144 amino acids)
Biological process (GO): ATP biosynthetic process; AMP biosynthetic process
Molecular function (GO): bis(5'-nucleosyl)-tetraphosphatase (asymmetrical) activity
Source: RefSeq, a predicted model, not a curated record
AAUCAGCUUUCGGAAGCAUUCUACUUGCUGUAGUUUGGUCUGGCUUUGCGAGACUAUUCGGAAGCUGACUGAAGCGUUGGUCAGUAACGCAAAGAACCUAAACCGCAGUAAAAACAGCCGUAUCAAAAUAAAUCAUUGAUGGCGGCAGUGCGAGCAUGUGGCUUCAUAGUGUUCCGUCGCUUAGCCAGGUCUACACCUCCUCAAAAUAACAUUGAGUACCUUCUCUUGCAAACCUCCUACGGAGAACACCACUGGACCCCACCUAAAGGUCACGUAGACCCUGGGGAGGAUGACCUCACCACAGCCCUGAGGGAGACCCAGGAGGAGGCAGGCUUGGAGGCCAAGCAUCUUCGGGUGGUUGAAGACUUUGCAAAGGAGCUCCGUUAUGAGGUGCGGGGGAAGCCCAAGGAAGUGUUGUACUGGCUCGCUGAGCUGAGAGACCCAGAGGCGACCGUGACUCUGUCUGAAGAGCACCAGGACUACCGCUGGGCCCCUCUGGAAGAGGCCUGCUCCCUGGCACAGUAUAAAGACCUCCAGGACACCUUGAAGGCAGCACAGAAACACCUUACCUAAAGACACUGCAGAACACUAAUAGAGGACCUAUGGAGAAGGAGAUCAUGAAGUAGAAUAAAUCAUGUUUGACUGAAUAGGCGAAUCGGUCUUAUCAGAAGCUGACCAACUGGGAAAACAUGAGAAUACGAUUUAUGUGCCAGUCCUAUUAUAACAUUUCUGCUAUUGUGGGUUCUAUGGUUUCAGUUUUUAUUGAUUGUUGGAAGUUAAUUUCCGCAACUACUAUCACUGUCUAACAAGUGUCAGAUUGGUCCUUUUUACAUUUCGGUUCAUUCAAAAUAACACAAUAUAGUUACUGGCUGGACAAUACUAGCCUUGUGAGACUAUCCUGAUUGUCUUUUGUAUUUGGCAAUAUGCAAAACCAUCUGCAGAAAGAAAUCAAAUGUGAACUUGUGUGAUCUGGAUGGUCUCACGAGGCUAGUACAAUGCUCUAGUCAUUGGGUUAUAUGAUAAUAUCAAAUGUAAUGCUGUUGAGCUACUGACAUGUUGCCUCACACUCUUCUUUUGCAAUAAUCUGUCUACUCGCAAGUAAAUAAAUUAUUUGAAUUUA